Molecule: messenger RNA, 2906 nt
Organism: Athene cunicularia (burrowing owl)
Lineage: Eukaryota; Metazoa; Chordata; Aves; Strigiformes; Strigidae
Gene: RCC2
Product: regulator of chromosome condensation 2
Exons: 11
Source: RefSeq, a predicted model, not a curated record
CCCAAUGUCCCUGAUGUCCUCCACGUCCAUCACAUCCCUAAUGUCCUCCAUGACCUGCAUGUCCCCCAUGUCCCUGAUGUCCCCUACAUCUCCAUUGUCCCCCAUGUCCCUGAUGUCCUCCACGUCCAUCACAUCCCUAAUGUCCCCCCGUGUCCCCCAUGUCCCCCACGUCCCCCGUGUCCCCGAUGUCCCCCUGACGGUGUUGGCUCCCCGCAGAAGCUGGAGGGUUCCCGGUGCCGGGGGCAGCUCCUCAUCUUCGGGGCCACCAACUGGGACCUGAUCGGCCGCAAAGAAGUGCCUAAGCAGCAAGUUGCAUAUCGUAAUCUGGGCCAGAACUUGUGGGGGCCGCACAGGUACGGGUGUCUCUCAGGUAUUCAGGUGCGGAGCGUGGUGUCGGGACCCUGCGCUGCGCACAGCCUGCUCAUCACCGCCGAGGGCAAGCUCUGGAGUUGGGGUCGCAAUGAAAAAGGGCAGCUGGGCCACGGGGACACGAAGCGGGUGGAAGCGCCGAAGCUCAUCGAGGUGUUGGGGGGUGAAGCCAUCGUGCUGGCAGCCUGCGGCCGGAACCUUGCAGAGAGUGGCUCAGUGUUUGCCUUCGGGGAGAAUAAAAUGGGGCAGCUGGGGUUAGGGAACCAGACCGACGCCGUACCCAGCCCUACACAGAUCAUGUACAACGGGCAGCCCAUCACCAAGCUGGCCUGCGGGGCCGAAUUCAGCAUGAUCAUGGAUUGCAAAGGAAACCUCUACUCCUUUGGGUGCCCCGAGUACGGGCAGCUGGGGCAUAAUUCGGAUGGGAAGUUCAUCGCCCGGGCGCAGCGGAUAGAGUACGACUGCGAGCUGGUGCCGCGCCGCGUGGCCAUCUUCAUCGAGAAGACCAAAGAUGGGCAGAUCCUGCCCGUCCCCAACGUGGUGGUGCGGGACGUGGCGUGCGGGGCCAACCACACGCUCGUCCUGGACUCGCAGAAGCGCGUUUUCUCCUGGGGGUUUGGGGGUUACGGGCGGCUGGGCCACGCCGAGCAGAAGGACGAGAUGGUGCCUCGGCUGGUCAAGCUCUUCGACUUCCCGGGGCGCGGGGCGGCGCAGAUCUACGCCGGCUACACAUGUUCCUUCGCCGUCAGCGAGACAGGCGGCUUGUUUUUUUGGGGUGCCACCAACACCUCCCGGGAGUCCACCAUGUACCCCAAAGCUGUGCAGGACCUCUGCGGCUGGAAAAUCCGCAGCCUGGCCUGUGGGAAGAGCAGCAUCAUCGUGGCAGCGGAUGAGAGCACCAUCAGCUGGGGCCCCUCUCCCACCUUCGGGGAGCUGGGCUAUGGGGACCACAAGCCCAAGUCCUCGACAGCCGCCCAGGAGGUGAAGACCCUGGAUGGGAUCUACACGGAGCAGGUGGCCAUGGGCUAUGCCCACUCGCUGGUGAUCGCCCGCGACGAGACCGACGCCGAAAAAGAGAAACUCCGCAAGCUGCCCGAGUACAACCCCCGCACCAUCUGAGGGGCUCCCCCCCCCGCCGGGACCCCCCCAAAACCCCGCUUUUCCAAGCCAGCCGUGGUUUUAACUACCUGUUCUCCCAUUUCCAAAGCCUUGGGGGGGGGUUUAUUUUGCCCCCUCUUCCCCUCCCCACGGCUUUUUGAGUUCCCAACCGUAGCAGGAUCUUUUGGCACAUCCAGGCUUGUUUUUUGGGGGUUGUUUUUUUAAUUGUUUUAAUUUUAUUUGUAUUUUUCUGCAUCACUUUUUAUUAUUUCCCCUUUUUCUAGCCACAAAUGCCCCCAGCUGUGGGCUCGGGGUAAAUUUGGGGACCUGAAAAGCAGCUGCAAAAACACCUCUUUUCCCCCAAUAUUCCAAUUUUUUUGGCAUUUUUCCCAAAUACCCCCCAUUUUGGGUGCUGUAGUUUUGGGGGUUCCCCCCCUCCUCCAGCAUCCCUUUUCCCAGCCGGAUUCAGGAUAUGGAUGUUAUCCCACAUCCCCCAAGGGCCAAACCCCUCCCCAGCAUCAUUUUGGGGCUCCCCUCCCCGCUAUCCCAGCCCUCGCCCACCCCAGGGAGAUCUCAGGUAUGAAGAGGGGAGCCCGAAAGCAUCACGUAAGCUUUUUCUUGGAAUUAUUCUUAAUUUGUUUUUUAACUAUUAUUAAUUAUUUCCGCCUGGUAUCAGCCCAAAGUCCCUCCUACAACGCUGUGCACUGUGCUGGAGAAACGAGGUGCCUUUUAGAGCAGAGCCCAGCUCUGCCUCCAUGCAACCCAAGGGUGACUUUUUUUUUUUUAAAUUUUUAUCUUUGAAUUUGUAGGGUUUAUUCUGAAUUUUUAAUAUUUUUUUGUAAGUCCUUUCCACUCCCCCCCCGAGGGGUCGCGCUGGGUGCUUGGGGGGUGGCGUUUGCCACAUUCGCACCCAUUUGGGGAGUUUUGCAGUAAAAAAAAAAAAAAAGGGUUUGGGUUUUUUUUUCAUUUGAGUUGGGGUUGGGGGAUAUUUUGGGGUUUUUCGGGGGUGUGUUAGAAAUAUCCAGGACAGGGAGAGCAGCUGGGUGGAAAAGUCAAAUAUUCUGCUUUUUUAGCAAUACUAGUUUUUUGGGGGUUGUGGUAUGAGCAGAUGCUGCAACCCCAAUAAAACGGGGUGGAAAAAAAAUCACCAAAAACCCACUUUUACCCCUCAAAAAAAGCAUCAUUUCGGUUCAUCCUGCCCGCCAGCAAAGUAUUUUUAGCCUGAUGAAACUUCUCCCACCUUGGCUGCCACGUGCUGGCUGCGGGCAAGGGAAGGAGGAAGCUCGAGGAAGAAAAUAAUCCAAAACCACGAGGAUCUCAAAACAACUUGUCCUUUAGCAAAGAGGGUCCUGGGUUAGUGCUGUAAUUGUCUUCUUCAUGGUUUUUUUUUUUUUAUAUUUCUUGGAGUAAAUGUUAAAAUAAACGACGUCAUUGUGUAA